This is a messenger RNA of Penicillium argentinense, 1443 nucleotides long. Its product is annotated as cytochrome P450. The transcript is spliced from 4 exons. Gene Ontology annotation, molecular function: iron ion binding; oxidoreductase activity, acting on paired donors, with incorporation or reduction of molecular oxygen; monooxygenase activity. NCBI's taxonomy places the organism in Eukaryota, Fungi, Ascomycota, Eurotiomycetes, Eurotiales, Aspergillaceae. Bases 1 to 1443 code for a protein of 480 amino acids. The record is from RefSeq and is a predicted model, not a curated record.
AUGGCUGCCGAAGACGACUCAGCCUUAUGGGUGUCCACAAUCUUUUCGACCCUCCAGGCUAUGGCCAUUGCCUGCCUUGCCUCGCUAUGUCUCUACUAUCCUUGCUGGGUUGUCUACACAUUGUUCUUGCACCCUCUCAGCGUCUACCCGGGUCCCAAGCUCGCUGCAAUCACUCCUCUGGUUCACCUGCUGUGGGACAUCCAAGGAAAGCAACAUGCAGUUAUGAAGGAUCUUCACGACAAGUACGGCGACGUUGUCCGCAUCGCACCGAAUGCCCUCUGCUAUCGCGCAUCGUCGGCCUGGAAAGACAUUUACGGGCAUCGCAAGCGAGGGCAGCCCGUUUUCCUCAAGGACCCUUCACUGUACGCACCCACACCCAAUGGAGUCAAUGCCAUUAUUACCGCCAACGAAGAGGACCAUACCCGUAUGCGUCGACUGCUGACCCACGCAUUCUCGAACAAGGCCCUUCUGGAGCAAGAAAGCCUCCUGCAUGCCUACGCUGACAUGCUCAUUGACAAAUUGGCAGGCUUGAUGGGCGACCACUGCGCUCCAGUCGUCGAUAUGACCCGUUGGUUCAACUUCACCACUUUCGACUUGAUUGGCGACCUCGCUUUCGGUGAGCCCUUCGACUGUCUCACAAACAACCAGUAUCACUGGUGGGUAAUGAUCAUCUUGGAUGCAGUCAAAGCCAGUGCUUACCUGAAAGUGUUCUUUUUCUACCCAAUUCUCCUUCCGCUCCUUGCUCUGCUUGUCCCGAAGCAUCUCCUCCAGAAGCGCGAGGACAGUUUUGCACUAAGUGUGGAGAAGAUGCGCCGACGACUGAAGAGUGGCACGACCCGCCCGGACUUUACCUCGUACAUCAUCAAGCACAGCAAGGACGGCCGCAGCCUUACCCCCGAGGAGAUCGAUGCCAACGCGGCGGUUUUCGUUUUGGCCGGCAGCGAGACGACCGCGGCUUUGCUUUCGGGUUGCGUCUAUUACCUCCUUCGAUACCGUGAUAAGUACCUCCGAUUGGCGAAAGAGAUCCGCGGCGCUUUUAACAAACCCUCCGAUAUCAAGCUGGCUGCUAUCACCGAACUUCCGUAUCUCAACGCUGUCUUGACCGAGACUCUUCGCAUCUACCCUCCUAUCCCGUCGAUGCUGCCGCGCAUUGUCCCCGACGGCGGUGCCUACAUUGACGGCGAAUUUGUUCCCGCUGGAUCUGCCCGCUUCAUCGAUGACAACAAGGAGGCAUUCCAGCCAUUCUCAUAUGGUCCGCGGAACUGCUUGGGACAGCACUUGGCCAAUGCCGAGAUGCGCUUGAUCAUGACCAAGCUGUUGUGGCACUUCGACUUGGACCUCCUCGAGGAGUGUCGCAAUUGGUCUGUGCAAAAGACGUACUCGCUCUGGUCGCGCCCUGCUUUGAACGUCGCGCUCUAUCGCGCUGGCUCUGACAACAUUUAG